This is a messenger RNA of Nematostella vectensis (starlet sea anemone), 12345 nucleotides long. RefSeq lists its product as uncharacterized. Bases 183 to 12209 code for a protein of 4008 amino acids. Lineage: Eukaryota; Metazoa; Cnidaria; Anthozoa; Actiniaria; Edwardsiidae. The record is from RefSeq and is a predicted model, not a curated record. The transcript is spliced from 12 exons.
UGCACAUUUGCAUAAACAUGUGCGAGGUGACGAGGAUCGCGGGAGACGGAGGGAAUGUGUGACCAGCAUUCGCCUAAAACCCUCCGAAAACCUCCAACCUUGCAACGAACCUAACUUCUUAACCUUUCAGGAGAACAAACAACGACCUGUCCAACUUCUGUAUACAGCAGAACUCCAACAACAUGGCCGUUCAAGUAAAAUUUCCGUUCGGCACAAGUGUGGACGUAUUUGUAACGCACGUGGACCAAGAGUCCGGCAACCUCUUCGUCCAAAUCAACAACGAAGAAGCGGGAAAGCUUGACGAUUUGAUGGUCGAGAUCGAUGAAUUCGUAGCUAGCGACCGUUCUCCGCCCCUAUGCGCUUCAGAAGUUCUGCUUGGUAGCGUUUUCUUUGCGCAAUACUCGGUUGACCAAAGAUGGUAUCGUGCAAGAUUACUAGCUGUCAAAGGCGCACAGUCUGAGGUUUAUUUCAUAGACUAUGGAAACACAGAACACGUUUCACUUGAAUUCCUGAGAAAUGCCCCGGCUAAGUUUCUUAAUCUACCGCCUCAGGCUUACGAGUGCGAAGUAGAAGGUUUAAGGCAGCUCAAAAGCAGCAACUUCUCAGAAGUUGUUACCUCUCUCACCGAACAAGUUCUAGAAAAAGAAUUAGUGUGCAUAGCUGUGUCGCUCAAAACCAGUCUUGUGUUAGUGGUUGAUUUAUUCACGGAUGCGACAUGCACGAGGUCUGUCCUUGAUGUUUUGUCAAGUGGUGGACUUGCUGCAGACCCGGGAUUGUCCGCACUUGCAGCACCUUACAUGCCCUCUGUCAGCCCUAAAGACAAGAAGUACAAGUGUCUAGAGCUGGAGCCUGGAUGUUACCUUGACGUUUUCAUAACAUCUGUGGACAGUCCAUCUGACUUCUCAUGCCAACUCAUUGCAAACACUGAAAGUAUCGCGACAAUGAUGGAAGAGCUAGCCUCAACAUACACAGAUCUUGGCCCACAGGACCUCAGGUUGCUGGCAUCCACCAAGGGUUACCCCUGUUGCGCUAAGUUUACUGAGGAUGGUUGCUGGUAUAGAGCAUUAAUUACAAAGGAUUUGAGAGACGCAUCAGGAUUUAUUGAAGUCAAGUUCAUGGACUAUGGCAACAUUCAACGCACACCUUUGACCGAUGUAAGAGAAUUAAAAGAUGAGUUCCUUUCUCUGCCUGCUCAAGUAGUAGAGUGUUUACAUCACGGCAUUCGACAGGCUGAUGGGUCGGAGGAGUGGCCAAAAGAGUCUUUGAUUCUUUUUAAAAAACUUACUGAAGACAAGCACCUUGUAGCCUUAAUUGACAAACGCAAUGCAGAAGGAAAGUACGAAGUCGACUUGUAUGAUACGACUGGGGAUAUGGACAUGCAAAUCAGUCAGAUUCUCAUAGCUGCUGGUUAUGCUGUAAAGACAAGCGAGUUCAAUCCUAACCCUCUACGUAUCCCAGCUGCAAAAAGCACUCCUCCGAAACCAGCUCCUGUCCAAGUUCAAGCAUCACCACAAAUGCCGUCCUUCUCGUACAGUAAGGAACAGCUGAACCCAGGUCAGGAGUACAAGUGUUUAAUAACAGCCUGUCAGAGCCCCUCAAAGUUUUAUAUACAGCUGUUUAGUAUGGCUUCCAAGCUUGAGAAACUCAUGAUGGACAUUGAGAAUUAUUACGACCGCCUUUCUGCUGAUGACGAAUGGCUUGCCUGCCCUGUUGUUGGUGAUAUUUGUUGUGCAAAGUUUUCCGAAGAUGAUUGUUGGUACAGAGCGAUUGUCACAGAAGUUCAAGAGUCCAAGAAAGUUGGAGUGCAGUUUAUUGACUAUGGCAACUGUGAGUCCCUCCCACCCAAGCGUAUCAAGAAAUUAGUACCACGGUUUUCUGACCUCCCAUGUCAAGGCAUUGAGUGUUCCUUGAAUAGAAUCCAACCUUUGGCUGCAGACUGGCGGCCAGGAGACAAAAAGAAAUUUGAGGACAUUGCUCUAGAGAAAGAAGCAGUUAUGACUGUGAUAGCUGUAUCAAAUGGUGUUCACAGGGUUGACUUAGUUUUGCGAGGGAGGAAAGAGCUGAAUGUUAGUGAAUACAUGUUAUUGUCUAACUGUGCAGGUCUGGCUAGUGGGGCCACAUCUCAAUCAGAGAACCUAAGCAGUAUCUUAGCCAAGGAGUAUACUAAGCUCAGCCUCACACUAGGGGAUUAUGAGGAUGUUUUAGUGAGCUAUUCAGAGAGUCCAGCAGUUUUUUGGUGUCAACUUCUUAAGCACAAGGCAGAGCUUGAUUCCAUUAUGAAUGCUCUUCAUGAAUACUGUGCAAACUCUGGACCAAAGGACAACAUAAACUCUCCAAGAGUUGGAACACCAUGCUGUGCCAUGUUCAGCGUUGACGAAGGCUGGUACCGAGGCCUUGUUACAGGUGUAACUCGAGCUAACCAAGUUGAAGUUCAGUUUGUGGACUAUGGUAACUCUGAAAUAAUGCCUCCAUCGCAAUUGAGAGCAAUGAAGCCUGAAUUUAUGAGUUUGUCUGCACAAGCCAUCAGCUGUGAGUUGGAGCAUCUUGGGUUCAACAAGAGUCAUCAUUUUACAAAGGAGCUGAUUGAAAAAUUUGAUGAAGUCACUGCAGAGAAAGAACUAGUAGCUAUGAUAGCAUCUUAUGACAAGAUCAAUCACCGGUAUGUUGUAGCCCUUCAUGAUACCGCUGACGGCAAGAAUGAGAACAUUCUGGAUCUACUGACUCCACUCUUGUCUAAGAAAGCCAGUGGGAUUGGCAGUGUUAGCAUCCCCAAACCCAACUUAGCACCCGGUGCAAGAGAAAAUGUGUGCGUUACGUCAGUUGUUGGAGUGACACAGUUCUAUUGUCAAGUAAUGAAAGCAUCUGAACAGCUCGACAGAAUGAUGGUUGCACUGGAUGACCACUACAACACCCUGGCAGACAGCCAGGAAGUCUUGACCGAAGUUAAACCAGGUGUGUGCUGUGCAGCCAGGUACACUGAGGAUGACUCUUGGUAUAGAGCAAGAAUCUUAGAAGUGAGCAGAAACACAGUAACUGUUCAGUAUAUAGAUUAUGGGAACUCUGAAACGCUGCCAAACAACAGGCUCAAGAUGCUAGCAAGCAAGUUUGCCGAGCUGCCCGAGCAAGUUGUUCCUUGUUGUCUCACUGGUGACAUAAGCAAGGUGAAUGAAGCCCAGUUUAGUGACCUAGUGUUUGACAAGACCUUUGACAUGCAAGUAAAGGCAGUCAGCAGUGAAGGCACAUUUGAAGUUGAUCUUAUCUCCAUGGAGACCCACAAGUCUAUCCGUGAUCAGCUUAUCCAGUCUGUCACCAUCCCCAAGCACACCCUGCAGGCAGGAAGCAAAGUACCCGGCCUAGUAACCUCCAUCACCAGCUCUUCCAAGUUCUACCUUCAGGAUAGUCAGUCAGCAAGUGCGUUAGAUGAAGUAAUGGACCUGUUGGAAGGCCACUACCGGGCUCUUGGAGAAGGUGAAGAAGCCUUGAAGAAGCCACAGGUUGGGCAAUUUUGCGUCGCCAGGUUCAGUGAAGACGAUGGGUGGUACCGUGCUGUAGUGACAAAGGUCCAUGGCAACAGUAUUGAAGUGCUAUAUGUUGACUACGGAAAUGCUGAGGUCAUCCCUGUCUCCAGGGCCAAGAUUCUCAAACCAGAGUUUGCUAAACUUCCCAUGCAGGCAGUAGAAUGCUGUCUACAUAACGUGUCUUCAAGUACUGAUGAUACAUCAGAGGCUCUAUUUCAAGAACAGGUCCUCGACAUGGAGCUGACAGCCCUCGUGAAGUCUGUGGAUGCAGAUGGUGUUGCUGGUGUCGAGCUCUUUGACCCAUCUGGAGUGGCAAUUCGUACAACUCUAGUAAAGUCUACCAGUGGUGUUUCCAGUCAACAUGCAAAGACCCCAUUGCCAGCUUUGACACCUACAGCAACCAAAUUCAAGCCAUUUGUGAUGACAUUUAAGGAAUCAGAUAUGGUUGAUGUCCAUCCAGUAGUAUGUCUGAACCCUCAUCAAUUCUACUGUCAAGUUCCAUCUGAGAAGGGGAUUGCCGCAUUUGGGCAGCUUACUGACAAGCUGAACAAAGUCUAUGGAAAGCUGUCAUCGGAUGAGGAGAGGAUUGCAGUGCCAGCUGUAGGCAAGCCAUGUGCUGCUCUAUAUCAAGAUUACCUGGGUAUUUUUCUUAAAACAGUUGACAAAAGUUGGUACCGUGCUAUUAUCACCAAAGUGCUUGACCGGAACAGAGUUGAGGUUUCUUUUGUCGACUUUGGCAAUGUGGAGACAGUCCUUGUAGAUCAUCUCAAGUCCCUGAGACCGGACCUCAUGGAUCUGGAGGUGCAAGCGGUCCUGUGUAGCUUGUCUGCCAAGCCUGCUGGAGGGGCUCAAUGGUCUGAUUCUGCUAAAACAAGGUUCUCUGAACUUGUAUGUGAAAAGUUGCUGGUAGCUGAGAUAGUCAAGGUUGGAAAGAGAGGCAAUGACCCUUGCAUCGACGUGCUCCUUUAUGACACCAGUGAUGACCAGAGUGACAAAGAAAUUGCAGCAAUUCUUGCACAGGAGCAGCUGGCAGUAACGGAUUCUCCUGCCAUUUCUGCUGUUUCACAGCCAAAACCAUCCGCAACCUUGUCCAGCCUGAAGAGGCUUACACCAUCAACCACUCAGAAUCUCUACAUCACAUCUAUUGACUCGCCUGGUGCAUUCUACUGCCAACUUGAUGGAACUGAAGACAGACUUGCUGCUUUGAUGGAGAACCUAGGGAUUUUUUAUGAGUCCUUAGAGACCAAUGAGCUUAGUUUAAAUCCAGUUACUGUAGGAAGCCUCUGCUGCGCUCAGUACUCUGAGGAUGGUGGAUGGUACCGGGCCAUAGUUGAGACCAUCCAGGAGGAUACAACUACUGUGAGAUUCAUUGAUUACGGCAAUGUCGAGGUAGUCCAGAGAAACAUUAUCAAAGUCCUGACCCAAGAUUUUAUGUCUGAGCCAGUCCUUGCUGUCAAAUGCAAGUUAGCGGGAGUAAGCCCUGUUGAUGGUUCCUGGUCACCAAAGGCUACAAGCACCUUCCAGGGAAUAGCAGCCUCAGACACAUUAUUUAUUGCAACUGUCAAGUCUCAUGUUGAACCAUACGAGGUCAUCCUAUCUGAUGGGACAAGUGAUGUAGGAGACAUUCUUAUUGCUUCAAAAGCUGCUAUUUCAAGUGAUCAGCAACGUUUAAAAGAUCCUGCUGCUCCAGAGUACAAAAACCCCAAGGUUGAAAUUGGAUCAAGCAUAGAAGUACUAGUUACUGAUGUCACCUCACCUGAUCUCUUCCACUGCCAAAUUGUUGCAACAGGAGAUGAGCUGGAUGCAAUGAUGAAUAGGCUGAAUGAGUAUUACUCCAGUGGUGCUGUAAAGCUGGUCACAUCACCACGAGUCCGGCUCCCGUGUGUUGCUAUCUACAGUGACGAUGAAAGCUGGUACAGAGCUAUCAUUCAGAGUAUCCAAGGAGCCAAAGGAAUCGUCCAGUUCUCAGACUACGGGAACUCCCAGGAGAUCCAAAUGAAAGACGUCAAGGAAAUUGCUCCAGAGUUCCUGGAACUCCCUCUUCAAGCUGUUCCCUGUAGCUUGGGAAGUGAGCUGGAUUGGACUGACGAGGAGAUCAAGCAGUUUACAGAAAUGACUGUGGAUCAAGCGAUCACUGCUAAGGUCAUUGCAAGACAGAAUGGGAAAUAUGUGGUCAAACUGUUUGGUGAAGACAGUACUCCCAUAAGUGAUACCUUCCUUGCAGGGACUAAUAGAUCUGAUGCUGCCUCACACCCAUCGCAAGUCCUCAGUGCUAUCUACAUCAAGGGCACACUAUCGUAUGGAGAAAAAGCCUACUUCCUUUCAGCGGAUAAAAUAGACGAGAUCUGGCUCCAGCCUGUGCAGUCUGCAGAGCAUCUGGAGUCGUUAAUGGCUUCUAUAGCUGAAAGCAAACCAAGUAGAAUUCUGCCGCCCACUGAUCGGAUUGAAGGAAAACCUUGCCUUGCUAAAUUCACUGAAGAUAAUGCAUGGUACCGAGCUGUGAUUACUGCUGUUGAAGAUCCCACUUUUCACGUUAGGUAUGUUGACUUUGGAAACACAGAGUGCCUUCCAGGCGACCGACUUGCUCCAAUCAGCCCAUCAUUUCUGCAGCUGCCAACCCAAGCAGUGAGAUGCUCUCUGCAUGGAUUCCCAGCAGACAAAUCCAGCCAGAUCGUCGCCCAGCUCAAGGAAGAGUUAAAGGAUAAGACAGUCGAAGUUGAAGUACUCCAGCAAACAUCAGAAAGCAUUUUAGUGAAGCUUUACGAUGCUGAUACCAAAAAAGCAAUACCCGAGGAGGUGGUGGCAGUACCACAGGAACCUACUUGCUUCCGCAGAGUAGCCUUCUCUACAAGUGACAGAGAGCCAGCAUACUACUUGUCAGCAGAUUCCGUGGACGCAGUUUGGCUACAGCCGGUUAGCACAGCAGGAAAGCUUGAAAAUCUCAUGGCUGCUAUUGCUGAAAGCCCACCUUGCAGCCCCCUUCCCUCAUCUCUAUCUGCUGGUUGGCCUUGCUUAGCGCAGUUCACAGAUGAUGACGCCUGGUACCGGGCUGAAAUCCAAGAAGUUAAAGAUGGAGGUGUAGAUGUGAGGUACAUGGAUUAUGGCAACUCCGAGUUCCUACCUUUGAGUAGACUUAGCCCGAUCCCAAGCUCCUUCCUUGAGCUUCCAGCCCAAGCUGUGAGGUGUGGUCUUUAUGGUGUUGCAGCUGGCACAGACGAGCAGACCCUAGCGCUCCUGAAUGAAUCCUGCGCAGAAGCAACUCUUGAAGUUGAAGUUGUCGAACAAACUGCAGAUGACUUACAACUGGUGAGACUGUACAAUGCUGAUACAAAACUACCAGUCAUUAUAGAGGCAAAGACCCAAGCUCAGGAUGAACCAGCCACUAAAAGAUCCUUUAAAAAGGCCUCAUUCUCAAAGACCGCUAAAGAGCAGGCUUGUUUUAUCAUAGCAGAGGCUGUAGAUACAGUUUGGCUUCAACCAGCUAAGACUGCAGAUGAUCUUCACAAUCUAAUGGAGAACAUCGCAGUACUUGAGCCUCGUGUUGCUCUUCCAACAGAGUUACAAGCCGCCAGUCAACCCUGCCUGUCACAGUUCACAGGGGAUGAUUCCUUUUACAGAGCUGAGAUUUUGGAGGUUAAAGAAGGCAAUGCGCAUGUGAGAUACGUGGACUAUGGAAACAAGGAGUGGCUACCUGUCCAAAGGCUUAGCUUGAUAUCCGAUGUUCUGCUUUACCUUCCAGCGCAAGCAGUGAGAUGCAUGCUCCAAGGCGUCCCUGCCGACACAUUAGAGCGAACACUUGAGCAUUUGAAUGAAGUUUAUCCAGAAGUAGAUGUAGAAGUUGAAGUUGUUGACGAAUCCCCUGAAGGUCUCCCUGUGAUAAGAAUGUACAAUGCUGAAAGCAAGCAACCUAUUAUAUCACAUGAGGAACAACCAUCCCAUGAAAAGGACGUAACUAUCACAAGCAGGAGGUUUACUAAAGCCUCUCUACCAUCAAGCGGAAAAGGACAAGCAUACUUUCUCUCUGCAGAAGCUGUUGACUCGGUCUGGGUGCAGCCAGUGGAAAUGGCUAGUGCUUUGGAAGCAGUCAUGGAGUCUAUAAAAAGUACAGACAGCGCAGUUGUCAUCCCACCAUCUCUACUAGCACCAGGGCUGCCCUGCUUGUCCCGUUUCACGGAGAACGACGUAUGGUACCGCGCUGAAGUAUUAGAAGUUGGUGAGGGUACUGCCACUGUAAGAUAUGUGGACUAUGGGAACACCGAGUCGUUAUCCACGACCAGGCUGAGUCCAAUCUCUGAUUCAUUGCUCGAAUUACCAGCCCAGGCUGUCAGAUGUACUCUAUACAGUAUUCCCAUAACAAAGGCAGAGCAGGUCGUGGCCCUCCUGAAUGAAGUUUGUGCAGAUGGAACUAUUGAGGUUGAAGUUGUUGAACAGGACCCAAGUGGAUGUCCUUCAGUGAGGCUUUAUAAUUCUGAAACAAAAAAGCCCAUCAUUCCAGAAGACCCAAUUGUUCUAGAACAAGCGGCAGAAUCAGAACCAUUGUCAUUUACCAGGUCUUCCUUUUCAGCUAGCGAAAAAGAGCAAGCUUACUUCCUCUCAGCAGAUGCCGUAGAUGCUAUAUGGCUUCAACCAACUAAGACUGCAAGUCUGUUAGAGGAGCUGAUGGCUACAAUCGCAGAACAUCACCCAAGUGAACCCAUCCAAGCAUCUCUUUUAGUACCUGGCCAGCCUUGCUUAUCACAAUUCACUGAGGAUGACGGAUGGUACCGUGCGGAGAUUCUGACUACGAAAGAUAACAGCGCUCAUGUGCGAUACGUAGAUUAUGGGAAUGAGGAGGUUCUUCCCAUGGACAGGCUGCGUGCCAUUAAAUGUGAGCAACUUGAACUUCCAGCUCAAGCUGUAAAGUGUAAACUAGCAGACUUAGCAGCCGGUCAAGCGGAACACUUCCUAACAAGACUAAACGAAGUUUGUGCUGAGAAAACAGUUGAAGUGGAGGUUGUUGAAGAACAACAAGGAGGGCAGCUUGUGAGGUUGUAUGAUCCCAAAACUAAAGACGUUGUCAAUAAUUUAGUUUCAUCUAAGACGCCAGUAGCUGCUGAAGAAGCCACACUCAUUGAAGAAGAGCCAGAAAAACAGCCUGAAAGCGCAGUUCCAGUAGAAAGACCUUUCUUCACCCAGCCAAAGUUCACAGAAGGUUGUGAAUUGCAUGUGUUCUUCGCCGGAGGAACAUCUCCUGAUGCAAUGCUGCUGCAGUUAAUCAAGGAGCAUGAACAGCUUGAAGCACUAAUGUCAGAGAUAGGAACAGCAUACAGCGAGCUUGACGAUGGGUUAAGCAUCAUGGAACCUGCCCCAGGGCAAGCGUGCUGCGCUCAGUACUCAGCUGAUGAGCAAUGGUACAGGGCUGAGAUCCUCUCUACAUCAGAAGAUGGGGUGUAUGUCCGAUUUGUCGAUUAUGGAAAUGAAGAAACAGUACCAGUGUCCAAGGUGAAGGAGAUAAAGGAAGAGUUCCUUGCUCUGCCGUGUCAAGCUUUCAAGUGCAGCUUGGCUAAUGUAAUUCCUGUUGCUGAGGAGGGGUGGUCUGAAAGCUGUCUUACUUGGAUGGAAGAGAUACUGACGAGUGAAUUAAGAGCUGAGGUUGUGGUCUUGAAGGAUCAGGACAUGCAUGUCAACCUGUACUUUACGUCUGAGGAAGGUGAAAACAGCGUCGCUCAGUCAUUGGUGGAUCUGGGAUAUGGACAGCUUAUUGGGGGAAGUGACAAUACUAGUAAGCCUGUUGUACUAGAAGAUGCCGAACAGAAUCAAGAAGUCAUUGAAGGUGGAGAGAAAACUAUAGAAAAGAACACAGAGCAGUCAGUUGUUGUAGAAGCGGUACAGGAAAAGGCAGUUACUAGCGAUGCCAACAAGGACAAACAGGAAGAAGAGAGCAACGUCCAGUCUCUUUCUGAGGAGCAGACUGCUCAGCCUGAGGGUGAGAAAGUUGCUAAAGAGGAAAUUGGUGAAUCUGAAGAGAAGGCAAAUGGGCCUGCUUUGCCUCUACUCGACCUCCCAAAGACGAUAUCAUCUGAAGAACUCGCGGCGCUUGCUUCCUCUGACGAGAAUAUAGAGAGUCUAGGUGUGAAUGGUUUAGAUGUAGAUAGGGGCAAGCCUCUCAGCGGUGCUGACAAGCCUGCUGCGGUAAUAGACCUUUCCAAGAGUCUAGAUAUUUCCAAGAAUCUUGACAUUUCCAAGAAUCUAGACAUUACCAAGAGUCUAGACCUUUGUGUAAAUGUGGCGCAGCAGUCUGAUAAUGCUGCUUCACCUGAAGAGAAGAGUACUAGCUUUUAUACACAAGAAAGAAAGGAGGAUUUCGAACUCCUGACCUUAGAGGAGAAUGCAGAUACAGUGGCGACUGGCUCUGUACAUAUCCAGCAUGGCGCGAACUACGGUAAUGUUGAUAGUUUUAUAUCCGAGCCGGAUUAUUCAGAAGACGUUGAUACCCCUUGCAGACAGCUGGUGUCUUCUGUCAAUGGUGUGGAAAUCGCAAGAGUUAGUACCAAUGAUAAAUCGAAUGACGUUGAGGUAGUAGCACGUCGUAUAGAAGACAAAAGAAAUGCGGUAGAAAUUACAGAAAGCCUAGAGGUUAAAGAAGUGCAAGCUGGAAAUGCCACUGGCCUUUCAGAAAAAUCGCUGGUGUCUGAUUCUACAGACAAGGCUAAUGGGGAAGUUGUAGAAGUCGAAGAGGUUGAGCUAGUUGAAAAGGUGCAGGAGAUGAUGUUAGAGACUAACGAGGCAAGUGGACAGGAAAAAUCAAUUGUCGAAGAGCCGGAACUGCCCACAACCAGCAUAUCGUUAGAAAAUGGUGUUGGGGUGUUGGACUCUGAUGAAUUAGACAACAAGGAACAGAUUGGUGGUGACCACACUCAUUUACAUUCAGAGUCUGUGACGGGAAUGACGGAUGAAGAACCAAGAAUUGAAAAGUCAGGAAUGAACACAACGCUAUUAAAAGACGGCGGUGAAGAAGUGACUGAUCUUAAAGAAUUAGAAAAACAAAAACUGCUUACCCAGGACCAAGAUAAAGAAUCUAAGACCAUCGGCAUCCAUGUAUCUGGUGAGGAAGAGCCAGAAGAAAUCACAGCAAGUUCCCUGUUACAAGAUGUUAAUGAUGAGGUUUUCGAUACUGACGUAAUAGAUGUAGACUUCUCUGGAGAUAUGGCUGGGAAAGGUAAAGUGUCCGGUAACGCCGAUGAAGUGUCAAAUGUGGAAGUGCGAGAUCAGACUCCCUUAGAGGAUGCUGAUGGACAAGUAUUAGGAGAAGAGCACACUCAGCUUGAAAGAGAUUGUACUACCAAGACGUAUCAAGAGCCCUACAUGGGGAACAUAGGUCAGAGUGUCCAGGAAGAGACAUGUCCGAUAGAGGAAUUAGUCAAAGAAGACCAUCGAGAAACAUUUGAUGAUGAAGAUCAAGCUGAAGCUCAAAUGGCAGCAGUGAAAGAGUUCCUUGAUGGAAUCAUUUUUGGUGUUUGCCACAGGAUACGAGAGCAAGCUCAGUGUAGCGAUGAUGCACAUAAAGUGAAGGAAGGCACCAAAGAUAUUCAGAAUAGUGCAACAAAUGCAGCCCCAGUUCAACAUUCAAAGUCUACACUAAGUACUAAGGUUUGGUCAUUAGGAAUUGGAAGCGGAAAACUGGAAAAUUUUCUUCAAACAGCUGCACUUGCUGAUUCAAAACGUGAUCCCAGAACUGCCAAAGUAAUGGUUGGCACCAGUGAUAACGCUAUGUUGUGUGAAGGGGUUCUUGGUGCGAACGGUGAGUCUGUACAAGAAUCAGACAAAGAAUCGGAUGUACUCUCUGACGACGCCCUAGAAAUCUUAGAUGAAGAGCUUGAGCACACCCCAGAGAAGGUCGUGGCUCAGCUGGAGCACAAAGAGAAUGUUGUGGUAGGGCGAGAGCUUCGGAACACCCCAGAGGCUAUUGAUAAUCUGGAGCCUACUGCAACAGGCGAUAAACUGUUGACAAGAGGCACCAUAAACGAAGUUGGAGUAGCUGAUCUACAAUCUUUAAACAGUGAUUAUGUGCUUCAGGAUCUAACCCCUGCCGCAAAUGAGCCACAUCAAGAACAUUCCAUCCGUGACUUAAAGUCAACGGAGAACCGAACAGUUGAAUAUUGUGAUUUUCAAGGAAGUACCUCGGUGAAUGGGAAGCCUCCAGCGUCUGGGCUAACUUCAAAAGCUGGAAUACAAGUAGAAGACCUAGAACACACCUCAGAAAACAGUAUUACACAAGGGCUUACCUUGGUUAAUGGGGAUGGGGAUAACUCUGUGAAUCGAAAGCCAGAGCCCGUGCUUACUUCAAUAGCUGGAGAGCCAGAAGGCGAGCCAGAACACAGGGCAGAAGAUAGUGUAAAACGAGAGCUUACCUCGGUAAGUGCGGAGUCCUUGAACGGACACAAGUUUGUUAAGGGCAAGCCUGAGCCUAGGCUUGCUUCAGUAGCUGGAGUGCCAGAAGAGGAGUUAGAACUUGCAACAGAGAAGGACGAGAAAGAUGCAUUGCUGGCAGGUUCCCUUUGCCAUAUCACGCUUCAGCUCUCCCUCUGGCUGUCAGAGGUAGUACCAUACAUUUCUACUUUUCGUUUACCUUUUGUAUUUCAGUAUAAGGUCUUUUGUUGCUGGUUGCAACUUUUGUAUUUCAUCAUAAGGUAUUCUGUUGCUGGUUGCUAAGCCUUGGCCUAAUACAAAAUGCGGCCAGGGUUUGAUCACCCUAUGUUAGGCAUCUCUUAAAGCAGUACUCCUGCCAGUGACAAUAUUCUAUUCUUAUGGGGGACAUUCUGUCAAAAGAAGUUACAGUGUUCUGUUC